AUAGAUCAGUGGGAUAUGAACGCAUCUUAUCCCUAACCCAUACCCAGUUCAUACCCCAUUCUUUAUAUCCAAAGAAGGGUUAGGCUAUCCAUCCUCCAUGAUUUCUCAUUCCCACUAUGGUUUUCCCACAAUCCAAACGUCACCUACUAGUUUUGGAGGAAUGCGGAGUGCCUAUGGUUUAGGGUAUUGUUCAUUCUGGCUACUCUUUUUGGAAAAAAAAGUUCAUUCUGGUUACUGUGUGUACGGUGCCUUGGGAAUGGACAGCUAAUGCGGAGUGCCUGUAGUUUAGGGUAGUGUUCAUUCUGCUUUGCCGUAUAAUGGUGCGUUGGGAAUGGACAGCCAGAGGAGAAUUCAGUGCCAAGUCAGCCUAACUUGCUUUCACAAUUCCCUUAAUUGGUUCCUACUGCACUUUCAAAGCAGGCUCAGUUUGCAAAGCACACGCCGAAGGCAAACAAUGGUGCUUUGAAAUGUGUUUGAUACAUAUACAAGCAAAGACCUUGGCAGCGGAUCAGCUUGUGGUGCGGCAUUGGCUGUGCAAUCUGAUCUGCCCUCUAUGUCAUCAUGAGCCAGAGACGAUGCAAAAUGGCCAACACUUCAGGAGGAUCAUCGAUGGAUGGAGCAGCUGGAGGCAACAUGGCGAGCGGGAAUGACGGCCAGGGCGUCAUUAGUAGCUCUCACUCGGGGUCAGGCCACAUGACCAAAGCGCCGAGCGCGAGGAGGAGGGCACAUCCUCCCAUGAGGUUGGGGAGUGAGGUGCCAGAGCCGUCCCAGAAGAAGCGGAAGGUGGUAAAUGAGGAGGAGGCACCUUGUGGAGUUUCAAAUGCGGGCAAGAUCAGUGCUCCAUCUUCUGCGGCGUUGAGAGAUCCCAACGGAACUUCUAGCUCUGAGGACCAUGCAGGAGGGCAUACAAGUGAGUACGUCACGGUUGGGAAUGCUAGGGGCUCACCAGUUAAACGAAGGUGUAUGCGAACAAGUCGCUACUUGGGACUAUUUACAUACCUAAAAGGGAAACACACAGAUGAAGUUGUUAACUCCAAGCAAUCAACUGUUCCCACAAAAAUAAAGAAGGUUAAGGAAAACCAAUUUCAGAAACUUCAGAGAUUGCCAGAUGGGUGCCAUCCUGAUUUUGAUAAUGAUCAUCUGUGUUCUGUAAAUAAGCUUCUUGAGUUCCGGCACAAGUCUCAAGGUGCUGUCUUUGUUGAUGAUAAGGAGCAUGUAAUGAAGACCAUCUUUUUCAUAUCGUCGGUUUUACCGGAUGCUUGCCAUUCUUUUCUACUUGUCACAACUUCUUCUCUUCCCUUAUGGAAGGCUGAGUUCAAUCGCUUUGCACCAUCUAUCAACGUUGUUGUGUUUGAUGGGGAGAAGGAUGUGCUUAAACUAAUUCAAAAUCCGGAGUUCCAUGGGAAUGGAAGUCACACAAUGUUGCAUGUUCUCCUAGCUCAUCCUGAUGUUAUCUUAGAGGACAUUAAAAGUGUAGAGGGCAUUGUUUGGGAGUCAGUUAUUGUUGAUUAUUGUCAAGACUCAGUUGCAAAACUCCUCAAACAACUCAAGCAACUACCAACAGAUUUUAGGAUGGUGCUUUUGAGCUCUCCACUGAAGGAUAGUCUUCCUGAGUACAAGAAGUUGCUAGAUUUCCUUAACUCGGAACAAGAAGACAGUGGAGAUUACAUUGAGACUGAUAGCCUUGCUAUGUUAAGAGCAAGGUUUACACGCCAUAUUGCAUAUGAACGAAAAGCAGGUUCUUCAAAAUUUUUGGAGUAUUGGGUUCCGGCUUACCUUUCACAAGUGCAGCUAGAACUCUAUUCUUCUAUAUUGCUUGCAAAUUCCUCUGUCCUGCAGUCACAAAUGACAACUGACAGUGCUGGAGCUCUUUGUGACGUUGUCAUGUCUCUUUGGAAGUGCUGCAAUCACCCUUGCCUUGUUGACCUACAACAUUCACUUGCCAACACUCGAGAUAUAAUUGAAUCUAGAGAUGAUAGAAUGUGUGUGAGUGGAAAAUUAUUGCUUCUUGAAAAAAUGCUCAAAGAGAUCAGAAACAAGAGGUUAAGAGUCAUUGUUCUUUUUCAAUCUGAUGGGGCAGUUGGAGACCGAAUGGGCAACAUCUUGGAAGACCUCGUGCGCCAUAAAUUUGGCCCGGAGUCAUACGAACGUGUUCAAAACCGUUCAGCAUUUGCAAUGAAGCAAGAAGCAAUGAAUAUGUUCAACGACACGACCAAAGGGAGAUUUGUUUUUCUGAUCGAUAGCCGUGCAUGCCAACCCAGCAUUAAUCUUUCAUCUAUUGAUUCCAUUAUCAUUUAUGGUAGUGACUUGAAUCCACUAAAUGAUCUGAAGGCUCUUCGAAAGCUCAAGAUAGGGUCACAACUGAAGUAUGUGCGCAUUUUCCGCUUAUAUACUCCUUUCACAGUGGAGGAGAAGAGUCUUGUGCUCGCCAAGCAAAGCAUGAUUAUUGAUAGCAACGGCCAAGGCAUAACAUCUAGUUUAAGCCAUUGCUUGGUCAGCUGGGGUGUAUCAUUCCUCUUCAACAGAGUUGAUGAGCUUCAACAUGAUAACUGCGCAAGUAAAAGUAAUGAAAGGGGCACAAUCUUUAUGGAUAAAGUAAUUUUGGAAUUCUUAACUGAACUGUCUACUGAGGUUGAAGAUAGCAGCAAAGUAAAUAGUACAACCAUAUCAAAAGCUUGCAUGAGUGGUGAGUUUUAUUCAAGAAACAUUUCUCUGAUAGGAGAGAAGGAGGGGGUGUCUUCACUGGAUGGAGAUCCACCUAAAUUCUGGUUAAAUUUGCUGGAUGGGAAAUCUUAUUGUGAGCGCUAUAAACCAAUCAAAGUUACCACUGAAGAAACUAACACAUCCAGAAGGGAGCAUAGAAACACAUGUGAAACUGCAGGUUCAUCUUCAAAGUUCCGUUUGGAUGUAAUUAAUCAUGACCUGCUUCCUGAAAUUAGUACUCCAUCAAGUGCUGACCUUCAUCUAGUUCCUGAGAAAGGAGUGGCAAACAUGAGCACACCCAAAAGUCUUCACGCUGAAAUUAAGCAUGAACUGUCAAAGCUAAUGAUGGUGUUAAAGCUACCAGAUAAUGUACAUUUUCUGGCCAAGCAGUUCCUUGAAUAUCUUUUAAAGAAUCAUCUGGUUGUGCGGGAGCCACGGUGCAUACUACACGCGUUCAACAUAGCCUUGUGUUGGCGUGCUGCUUCUUUUCUGAAAUACACUAAGUUGGAUCAUCGAGAAUCACUUGCCCUUGCUUCAGAUGGCUUGAAAUAUGAAUGCAGUGAGGAGCUCGCAGAAUUUUUCUAUAAAGAAAAUGGUAUCCUAAAAGAAAAGGUUGCACAUAAACCAGGUGGAAGAAUCAAUGAUAGAUUAUCACCACAUGAGAGCUCAUAUGCUAACUUGAGAAGUGACCACAAUUUGCCGAAGCAGGCAAUGGAUCUUCAUGGUAACUUCACAAAUGGCACUGAUGAUAGCGCGUCCGCCACUGAGAAGAAGGUGAUGGUUUCAGAUGAGCACGAAUUGGUAUCUGCUCCAGAUGCUGGCAGAGAACAACAUCUCUUAAGCGAAGAAUCUCCUAGUAAUGCUGCAAUGAAAAGAAUAGACUUAUUUAACAGCAUUUUUUCCUCAAGAGAGAGGGAUAUCAUUGAGAAGCAAGAACUUCAGAUAUUAAAUUUAAGAACACAGAGAGACAAUCAAGUUAAGAAACUGAAAGAGGUAUGCCAUGCAGUUGUUCAACACAUUAGGACAAGUAACAUUGAUGAAGAGAUGAAAAUUGACCAAAUAAAGUUGGUGAUUCAGUGGUUCACUAUGUUUAUGCAUUCUUUUUUGGCGCACAUGAGGCUCCAGUUUUUCAAACUUGAUGCGCUGCAUUCUACAACACUGGAUGAAGAGCAACUGAUGAAGGAAAAACUCAAACACGAAGUAAUAUCAGGUGGAUUAGAUCAUUUCCCUGAUCCUUGCGUUACUCUACCAGAUUCCAAUUCUGUCGUUGAGGAAUUCAUCCAUUUUAAGAAGCAAAAUGGUGAUAAUCAUGUUGACAAAAAUUUGGCCUCGGAUGGUGACCAGCUUGAUGACACAUCGAUGGAAAUUACUAUUGUACGCAGUUCAUUUUCACCAGAGGCUUGUCCUACACUUGCAGUGAUAAGUGAACCUACAGAAGCUCAUAUGAGGUCUGCUGGGAGAGCAGCAUCAGAAUCUGUAGAUCUUCCAGAUAACAAUAAUCACGGUAGUUCUGAUGGAAUUGACUACCAAAGAGCCUGUUCUGCUAGUUCUAUUCCUACAUGUCAUGAUUCAAUCAAUCAGGAAUCUUCAACUGGUGAUGGCAGAAGUAUUGAACAUGCCAAGGGAGUCAAUAUUGCUAAUCCAAGUAUGUUUCCAGGAAGUGCAACUUCUCUUGUGGGAAUCAAUGCAGAAAAUGAUAGUACUGUUGCAGCAGAUCCAGACCACAUGGAAUUGCCUAUUUUGGCUUCUCCACAAAAUGUCACGACCUUGCUGCUUCCUACUGCAGAAGAACCAUCUGAUACAUUACCUGCAAUGGCAGCUCAGGAUCUGCAAACUGAGAUGCAAACAACAUGCCCAACAUUGGGUGCUCAACAUCAGAAGGUGUGCCCUGAUGAUUCUAGUAAAAUGAACCACGAACCAGAUACAGCAACUGGAAUGUUGCAGGAAGGGACAACUUCUGACAAUUUAGGUGAUUCCAGUAAGGUGAACGUCGAACCAGAUACAACAACUGGAAUGUUGCAGGAAGGGAUAAAUUUUGAUCAUUUAGAUGAUUCCAGUGCGGGAGUUAAAGAAAAAAAUAUUGACACUGUCGCUGCAGAUCCAUUGAAUUCAGAAAGUCGAUCUUAUAUUGCUCCAAACAACCCAGCUGUCGUGCCAGAAGCUUGGGUAGCUGAAACUCAGAGUGAUCAGUCAAGUAUGCCUGCGCAACAUAGUACACGUCUACCCACUCAACGGAGGUUACCAAUUUCGGGACAUCCACCAGAAGAAGCAGAUCCAUCAAGUAAUCUGGACACAGAGGCUGCCCAGCAGCCUGAUAUUGAACCAUCAAGCACAACGCUGGAUGCUGACAGCUCUGAAGAAACUACAACAGUUUUGUCACAGGGAGGCAGUAAAAAUCAUGAUGUAGAUAAUGAUGGCACUGUUCACGCACAAAAAGCCCACUCAGAGUCACCAAUUUUGGCUGCCCCACAAAGCUCAGCUAUGUUAUCACUUCCUUUGGAGGUUCGAAGUCGUGCUAAUAUAUCAAGUACGUCAUCCCUGCAAAGUAACGAUGCAUCUUCAAGGCAUGCACCUGCUAUGUCAGAAUCACCAGGUAUGCUGGGCACUCUGGCAGAACAGGAUUUGCAUCCUGACAUGCGGCCAUCCACGUCAUUGUUGGAUGUUCCACUUCAAAGAAUGUUCCCAGGUGACAGGAGCCGAACAGGCUGUCAGCCAGAUAGAGUAACUGAUUUGUCAGAGGAAGGCGAAACUGAAUAUCUAACUUGUACCACCAGCAACCUAUCCACCCUGCCAUUUUCUGGGGAAGCUGAAACUGAGAAUGGUCAAGCAAGUAUGCCUGCACAGGAAAUCACAAGUCCCCAUAUCCAACAUAGUUUAGCAACUUCACAGCAUCCAGUUGGUGAUUUGCAGCCACCGACCUUGAUUCUGUCUGAGGAAGCAGAAAGGGCUGGUCUCUUGUGCACCUCAGCAUCUCUGGGUUUGCAACCGUCAGUUACAAUACAGGAGGAUGUUCCACUUGAAAGAACUGAUCUGUCUGGCAUGCCUAUGACACAAUGCACAACUGUCCUGCAGAGUGUGGAACCUUCAUGUGAUCCACAUGCAGAAGAAGCAGGUACUUGUGGUAUGUUAUCAGCUCCAGAUUUGCAGUCCGGAAUGCGGUCGUCAUCUCCAUUGCAGGAUCAACUUGCGGAAGCAGAAGGAGCAGGCAUCUGUGGCACCGUUCGAGCUCAGAACUUGCAGCCUGAAACACAGCCAUCAACCUCAGCUCAGCAUAUUCCACAAGAGAGGACACACCCUAAUGAGAGAAUUCAAAUUGGUCUUCAGCCAAACACGACAUCGGGUCCUGAGCAGCUAGCCCAACUAUCUACAGUGGCACCUGCAAGUCUAUUAUGUAGUUCCGAACCACUAAUAAAUGAGCUUGAAAAACUGAAAUACUAUAAGGCUGUGCUCAGUAAAAACCAUGAACACAAGAAAUCACAACUUCAAACAGAGUGCAACCAAGAAAUAGAGAAGGUAAAGGAGAAAUAUGAAUUGUUACUUCAAGAGGAAGAUUCUGCGUAUCAUCGAUUGACCACAGAUAUUAAUCGUAUCUACACGAAAGUUUUUGUGCAUCAAUCACUAGCUGAAAAAUUUCGGAAAUUGAAAGCAUCUUCAGUUCAAGAGAGAUCUGCAAGCCCCACAAUUUGGCAGGCACCCCAGUCUUCUCAGCAUGCUCCGUGUGGAACAACAGCAGCACAAACCACAUUAUUACCGGUCGCCUCAUCAUUGACCACUCGACCACCAGUUUUGAUCUCAUCUCAUACAACAACAGGACCUUACAUCCAACCUUCACAGGUGGCUCGGCCACCGGCUUCUGGGGCUAUCCAACUGCAACCAGUUUUACCUGGAAACCUUUCCAGAGCAGCACCAUCACCUGUUGGUUCAAUGCCUCCACGAAAUGGAAUCUACGAAGGUGUUGGAGCACAAUCACGUGGACCUGCUCCUCAUUUCCAGCAACUCAGGAUGCCAGCACCGUCUACAAUGGUUCGCAGAGAUGAACAGCAGCCCAAUAUCACCUAUCCUGGGGUUAUAACAUUGAGACAGUCUGCCCCUGGUAUGUUUGAAAGCUCUGCUUCUGGCAAUGCACUGGCAGGCAUCCCAUUAACAUCCAUGGCACCAAGUUCAGUCCAGCAGACAAUGCCAUCUGCGUCAAACUCACAUCCAGCUUUCCCAGCAUCCUCGCUGCUACCAGGUUCGGGUCCAGAGUCGAUGGGAAACUUUGCGCAGUCAAAUAGCAGAAUCCCAGCUGCCAUGGCGAGCCAACAAGCACUGGGCCUGAAUCCUGCUUUUCACCACAUGGGAGGUGGUCCACUGAACAUUGAAUCAAGAAUUCAGCAAGCUCUAGCUCACAUAGGAGGCACUGCUCAGGCUGCCCCAGAUCAGAGUCAGGAGGUGCUGCGUCGCCUCCUACAACGGCUUCCCCAAGUCAUGGCACCAAGCUCAGUUCAGCCAACCGCAUCAAGCUCACAUCUGGCUCCCAUGGCAGCUCGACAGCAAGCAGGGUUUCCAAAUCCAGCUCCCGACAAUAUGGCAGGUCCACUGAAUGCAGCGGCUGGAGUUCAGCAGCCCGUAGUUCGCAUAGGCAACCAGUCUUAUCAGGUACCGUCUUCAUUGCUCGAGCGGCUGGUGAAUGCAGCGGCUGGAGUCCACGAAUCAGGCCAACUCCCUGGCACAUCCCUCCAGGGAAGCUCCGGCGCCAGCAGAGAGGUGGUGUGCCUAUCUGACGACGAGGAGUAGUAUAGCGCAGAGUAGUGGUGAACAUCUGGUGUUGUGUGUUGGUUGGUGUAAUGUAGAGCCAUGGGUUGGAAUAGAGCAGCGAUAUCGCCGCGCACUGGACUCCUUUAGCAGCAGCAUCCCUUGAAAGCAGGAGAUGUCUGGCUCUGAUGAAGGUAGUGUGCAUCAUCAGUCAUUUUGGGGGGGCUGUGGCGGCAGCAGCAUAGUAGUGAAUAGCGAUAGCAUGUGGCACGAGACAGAGCAUGAACCCUAAUCCUAACAUAGAGCGCAGUCAUGGUAUAUUUUCUUUUGGUUUCAUAGACUGAUGAUGAUUAUUUGGUCCAGGGAUGGAAUGAUCAUUAGUAAGUACUGUGUCUAUAUUGUUUGGAGCCGUGUGGUUGUAGUUAGGAUACUGGUACAUAUAUUAUUAUCUGAAAAUCUGCAUGGGUGUUGCUGAACCUUUGACCUGAACAA
This is a messenger RNA of Sorghum bicolor (sorghum), 7929 nucleotides long. RefSeq lists its product as uncharacterized. Gene Ontology annotation, biological process: negative regulation of transcription by RNA polymerase II; chromatin remodeling. The record is from RefSeq and is a predicted model, not a curated record. Bases 562 to 7479 code for a protein of 2305 amino acids. The transcript is spliced from 15 exons. Lineage: Eukaryota; Viridiplantae; Streptophyta; Magnoliopsida; Poales; Poaceae. Gene Ontology annotation, cellular component: HDA1 complex; nucleus; chromatin. Gene Ontology annotation, molecular function: ATP binding; chromatin binding; ATP hydrolysis activity.